Molecule: messenger RNA, 1576 nt
Organism: Micropterus dolomieu (smallmouth bass)
Lineage: Eukaryota; Metazoa; Chordata; Actinopteri; Centrarchiformes; Centrarchidae
Exons: 5
Coding region: 1-864 (287 amino acids)
Source: RefSeq, a predicted model, not a curated record
AUGUACAUCUACCUCGCUAUGAUUAAAGCGGAACAAAAAGCUCCCGUGGUUGCACUGUCGGAACUUAACAUUGUGACAUCCAGCGGAAGUAAACAAGCCUGGGACUAUGAGCCAACAGUGUCUUCAGUUGAGUUUCUGAGAGAGUUUGUCAAUGAGCGACUAACUGCUGCUGAAGAAAUAUUCGGAGUUUUCAGAAAAACUGUCCUCGAGUACGAAGAAGUGAUUGAUCGUCAGCGCAGACUGCUGGAUAUCGCUUGGAAACCCGAAAUACAGUUAAACAGGACAGAGCUCCCACAGCAACAUGUCUGUAAGGAAGAGGAGGUUCUCGCUGACCAGCAGCUCUGUAUUCAGGAGAGGAACUCCAGUCUGGACCAGGAGGACCCAGAGCCUCCACAGAUUAAAGAGGAACAGGAGGAACUCUGCAGCAGUCAGGAGGGAGAGCAGCUCGUACUGAAGCAGGAGACUGAUGUCUUUAUGUGGAUUCCUGCUUAUGAGGAAAGUGACGACAGUGAACCAGAACCAAACAGAGACCACCAGCUCCUCUCUCACAGCUCUCAUGUAGCUGAGAGUCAAGAUCAGGCAAGAGGCAAGCAUGAAAACUCAGGAUCAACUAGAGAUGCAGAGCCAGAAUCGAGACAUCAUGAAAACAGAAGUCACAGUAACAAUGUACACAACUCUACCAGGUCACAGAUUUACCAUAAUCCUCACACAGAAGGAAAAGGAGUUGAGGAGGAGGGUGAAGCUUGUCUGGGAAGGUCAAGGAAUCGGGGAAAUCCAGAGAUCUGGAACGUGAACAUCCAGAAAAUGAGGAGAAUGAGAGGCCAGACAAAUGGGGAUGCCAUGCCAGUCAGCGGCCUGCCAUAAGUCCACUAAAUUUUGCUGCAGAGAAGUAGAAGACUUGAAGAGGGAGGAAAUCUUUAAGUAUUUCUUGGGGAAAUUGGACUGGAAAGAAAGGGAAUUUUUUGUGAAGUCUUUGGUGGAUGUGAGCAGGGUAAAGCGGUCGAGGACAAGAGCAGACAAAUCCAGGAGGUCAGCAUCCAUUUUUUGUCACUUUGUAGUGGAUGGGAGAAGAAUCCGAGUGUGCCAACGUAUGUUCCUGUCAACAUUAGGCAUAAAGCAGUGGUGUUUUUUGAAGUGGGUAGGAAGAAGAGGAGAAAUUGUAGGUCCUCUUCAUCAAGGACGAACCUCUGUUUAAGUCCAUCAGUCGCCUCCACACAGAAUUUAAAUGUAAAUGCUCAGUAUUUGUAUAGCGCCUUUCUAGUCUUUUCGACCACUCAAAGCGCUUUUUACACUACAUCUGCAUUCACCAGUCAUACACAUUCAUACACUGAGCCUAAGUGCGGAAACGGAAACUAGCAUUCACACUCAUUCAGACACUGGCAGAAUAGCCAGGGCAGGCUUGGAAUCGAUAGUUUACCAACUGAAGGAUAGCCUAUUAAACGGUUCACUGAUGACCGUGUAAUGACUCUUUAUGUUGCUAAAUGUGUCUGAUUACAGUGUUUUAGGUCCAUUUUGUAAUUUAUUUUAUGAGAAAAACAGUUUUUCAUGUCCUUGAAAUAAACAAUUUUUGGAGCUA